Messenger RNA from Nicrophorus vespilloides, 3076 nucleotides. Its product is annotated as protein Shroom-like. The transcript is spliced from 7 exons. NCBI's taxonomy places the organism in Eukaryota, Metazoa, Arthropoda, Insecta, Coleoptera, Silphidae. Gene Ontology annotation, biological process: actin filament organization. Gene Ontology annotation, molecular function: actin filament binding. Gene Ontology annotation, cellular component: apical junction complex; cortical actin cytoskeleton; apical plasma membrane. The coding region runs from base 384 to 2438 and encodes 684 amino acids. The record is from RefSeq and is a predicted model, not a curated record.
UUCGCAACAGUGCCUUGUUUACUUGCACGAAACUCGAAACGUUUCAUUCUCGAUUUAUUAUACAACAAAAUACGUGCAUUUAUUUAUAGAGGAGACCAGAAUUGCGUCUGGUCUCGUCGUCUCUGAAAAUACGGUUUCGCAAUCACGUGUUUUGUGUACCGAAGGGGGGUCUCUUUCUCACGCUUACGACGUAGUGUCCACCUACACUUCAUACGCGCUGCAGUACAGGAGGAUUCAAGACGGUCGGCAGGAUAGGAACCGCCGGUGGUAGUAGUAGUAGUCCUGCGCAGUUUCUGGAUGACACUUGCAAUUCGCCGGGAAAAUCGAUCGAUGCGAUUACAACUCUUCUGCUGUUGAUUCUUCGCUGAACGAGGAUCUGCAACAUGUUUGGAUCGUUUUGCUGCGAAUGGAGUCAGUCGAAGGCGUCGUACUUAGCGUCGCGACGCGAUCGGGAGCGCAUCGUUCCCGAUUCGGACACGGGAAGUUACAAGAGGACGAUCUCGCCGAACGGUCACGUCAUCACCAGCGAGUCGUACGCGGAGACGCGCAUCAACAGCUCCAGAGAGACGGUAUGGCCUUUGAAUCGGACGCAUCCGAAGGAGACUACCAUUCUGAAGAACAACAACAACGCGAACAUCUUGAGGCGCGCCUCCAUGAACGACAAAUCGUUGAAGAUCGACGAGAAAGAGCAGGAUCUGAAGAAGCCGCAGCUUGCGCUUCCUGACGUCCUCCCCGUCAACGCGAAGUUGAUCAACCCCAGGUACCAUUCGAGACCGUCGCAUCUAAGUUUAGCGCCCAUCGAUCAUCAUGGCGAGGACUUCAAGAAGUCCCCGCAUUCACCACCGAAGAGUCCAUUUACACCGCUCAGACACACGAACCUCUCCAGUCCACCCAUCUCCGAAAUCCAUUGCGAAACUCCUAAAAUCCACAAGAGAAUCUCUCCGGAUAUGAAGACGCCUUCACCUAAACUGCAGACGCCCUCACCUAAACUGAAGACGCCUUCACCUAAACUGAAAACACCUUCACCUAAACUGCAGACACCUUCGCCUAAACUGCAAUCGCCCGAAGAGCCAAAAUCUUUCACGCCCGAGCUGCGGCUUUCAGACACCUACAAGCUGCUGCAGCAGCAACUUCCUGAACAAAUCGAGGUUCCGAGACCGCCCGAAACUAAACCGCCUCAAAUAAAGCCGUCCCUCUCGCCCACCUCGAAAACCUCCCGAAGAACAUCACCGCUCUCAACGGCGAGCAGCACUCCUCUGAAGACCUCCCCGCUUUCCUCGCCAUCCCUUUCACCAGUCUCACCCGUCAGAAGCCCAGUGGAAUCACCGCCUGCGAGUCCUAAGCAUCAGCAACAUCCUAAAGUCAUCGAGGGUUUGCAAUUGAUGCAGCGUACUGAAGUCGUGCUCCGUGUUAACGCCUGUACGACGGACGCCUCUUCUCAAACUGAAAAGGAAGAAAUGCCUCCGACACCGCUGCCCACCAGGAAAAAGCUGCAGGAGGAGAUCGACUGCGAGAAACUUUCCGAAGACUUCGUGAGUCAACUGCCAACAGCGGACAGACUCAAAGACAUUCUCGUGCAAGGACCAGAUCACAAGAAGCCCACGGAUUACGUGACGGGACUCUUCAGAUUGGAGGUGACGUCGAGGCCGAGGAAUGCGAAUUCCCCGUUCUCGAGAAGUCGCGCCAACACUCCGAGCAGCAGUCCUCCUCCAACCAGCAACAUCCUAAGUACAAUUAAAAGUGAAUCAACUUCUGCAGUGCCAACAAUCGAACCGGUGAGUCCGUUAUCGGCCACAUCGCCUUACUUCACGACGUCCGAGCCGAAAGCUAGGUUCCUAACUAGGUACAGCCAAGAUAUGAAUCAUUUGAAUGUCGUCAAGGAUACCAAAGAUCUCAGUCAAAAGAAGGAGGAAUUAGUUAGUAGAUUGGAUAGGAAGCUGGAGGUGCUGCGCGGCGAACAGCUCGUCGUGUCGGAGGAAUGCAGGAUCAACGAUGAACUCGGCGAGAACGUGGAGAACCACGUGGGCAAGCAGGCGCGACCGCACGAGACUGCCAAAUUCCGGCUGCACGUGGAGGAGGUCGGCAAAAUCACUAGUCUUCUCCUUGGCCUCUCCGGGCGUUUGGCGCGUGCCGAGAACGCCCUCAUGACGAUGCCAGAAGAUCAUCCGGAAAGGAGGAUUUUGGAGAGCAAGAGGGAUAAGCUGUUGGAACAGCUCGAGGAGGCGAAGAAGCUGAAGGAGAGCAUCGACAAGCGAAGUUUGAGCGUCUCGAACAUCCUGUACAAGUAUCUGAAUUCGGAGGAGUACGCGGAUUACGAUCACUUCAUCAACAUGAAGGCGAAACUGAUCAUGGAUUCGAAGGAGAUCGCAGACAAGAUUAAGCUUGGAGAGGAGCAGCUGGUGGCGCUCAAAGAGACGCUCAUCAUCGCAGAGUCCUAAAAUCCUAUGGGAAAAAAAUAAAUAGUGAGAGAAAGAUAGAAAAAGAGAGAGAGAGCGAAAGAAUUGUUCAUAUCAAAUCGUGCCUAGUCCAGUGACAAGAAGAUUUUUAUACACUUAAAACGAGAUAAACAGAUGGGUGUAGAUUCCCAUUUCGCUUUCAAACAGAUCUUAUAAAGACGUCCUUUUUUUCUAAUAUAAUAUAUAAUAAAUAUUUUCUUAUGUAUCAUAGAUGGUCCAUGAGUGUAAGAUGAAGUAGAAGUAGAAGUAAAAGUAAAAACACAGACAUAUUAUUAUUAUUUAGUAUUGUAAUAGGUAGCUGCUUGUACUGAUUUCUUUUAUAAAUAUAUAUAUUGUAUAUGUACUUGGGACCCAAUCCCGAUGAUUCGAAGGAGGAGAAGGGUCUUCGUAGGGUAAACCUCGCAUUAUCUACUAAUACAUUAGUAGAUAGUUUGGCUUAAGUCAGAGCUGCGGUUGUCCUCUUACCGUUUUUUGAAACGGAUAAGACGGUCGGACCUGGGAGAAAGACGAUUCGUUAAAAAAAAAUUCAAAAAAAAAACAGGAGAAGGAAUUUAUGUGAAAAACGAAAGGAAGAAAGUUAUAGGCUGUUAAACAAAAAUGUGCAUUUUAUUUUUUUUUUC